Molecule: messenger RNA, 906 nt
Organism: Rhagoletis zephyria (snowberry fruit fly)
Lineage: Eukaryota; Metazoa; Arthropoda; Insecta; Diptera; Tephritidae
Source: RefSeq, a predicted model, not a curated record
AUGGACAGCAUUACAACAGUUCCUGAUGAACGAGAAGAGGAGGAUGAAGAAGCUGGGGAGCCACCCAGUGAAGAUCCGAAAAGUGUUGAUGAAAGCGGUGAAGGUGAUGGCGACGGUGAUGGCGAUGAAGGCAAGGGAACCAAAACCGCCAGCGGAAAACUGAUGAAGUUAGAAAACUCAAAAAAGCUGGCAGAUGGAGAGGAGGGUGAACGGAACGGUCGCCCCUCUUCGAAGAUUCGCAUUUUCAAGCAGAGAAACGUCAAAAUGAGCUCCCGUAACCUAAACCAGGUGCUGCCGAUUGAGUAUCCAAAGGAGUUUCAGGUCAUCUGGCGAAACAUCAACUACAAGGUGAAGGCCUUUGAGCGCACCGGAAAUUGGAGCGGCAAAAUGGUCGACAAGCAGAUUCUCUUUGAUAUUAAUGGUCACUUUACCAGCGGCCAGGUGACCGCCAUAAUGGGUCCCAGUGGGGCUGGCAAAUCUACUUUGUUGGAAAUUAUCGCCUGUCGACGUCGUUUGGGACUGAGCGGCGAAGUGAAGCUGAAGGACAUCGGCAAUGCUCGCAUCGCCUUCGUCCCCCAGAACAACUACCUGAUGGCGACGCUGACCGUCGUCGAGACGAUGACCUUCGCCGCCCGGCUGCAGAACAUUGGCCGCGCCAACUUCGACCACGAAACUCGCGUCAAUAAGCUGAUUAAGAUGUUCGGCAUGGAGCCGAUUCGCCACACCCGAGUGGCCCGCUGCUCCGGCGGCCAGCAAAAGCGGCUCUCCAUCUGCGUGGAGCUCUUCCAGUCGCCGAACAUACUGAUUCUCGAUGAGCCGACCACCGGCCUCGACUCGGCCUCCUGCUCGCUGGUGAUGAAGUUGCUGAAGGAGCUGGUGGAGAGUCCGGANAACUCGCGUCAAUAA